AUGAGCUUCGUCGCACCCAGUCCGCUUGCACAGAGCGCCGACAAGCAACUCCUCUUCACUCGACUCGGCCUGAACGAACAGGUCCACAAGUUACUCCUCGUGAGUCGUUAUUUCCGUGUGAUCUGCACGACGAGCGCUAACGGCACGCAGGGUGAAGCUCAAGCUGCAAGAGACAGGUUGAGCAGAAAUGUACAGAACCUCACUGACCAGUCGAGGACCGACCCUUCGGUCACGGCACCUUACAAAUGGGACGAGAUAUCCGAGACUGCGAAGCAUACCGAGAUCCUGACUGUUGUGAACAACGCUGGCCCACAGACGAGA
This is a messenger RNA of Didymella exigua CBS 183.55, 321 nucleotides long. RefSeq lists its product as uncharacterized. NCBI's taxonomy places the organism in Eukaryota, Fungi, Ascomycota, Dothideomycetes, Pleosporales, Didymellaceae. The transcript has a single exon. The record is from RefSeq and is a predicted model, not a curated record. The annotation marks the transcript as partial.